Alternaria atra is the source of this 1992-nucleotide messenger RNA. RefSeq lists its product as uncharacterized. Bases 1 to 1992 code for a protein of 663 amino acids. Gene Ontology annotation, cellular component: glutamate-cysteine ligase complex. The transcript is spliced from 7 exons. Gene Ontology annotation, molecular function: glutamate-cysteine ligase activity. Lineage: Eukaryota; Fungi; Ascomycota; Dothideomycetes; Pleosporales; Pleosporaceae. Gene Ontology annotation, biological process: glutathione biosynthetic process. The record is from RefSeq and is a predicted model, not a curated record.
AUGGGUCUGCUUGCCCUUGGAACGCCUCUUGACUGGCCAGAGGCCAAGAAAGUUGCUGGUCAGGUCAGGUCAUGGGGAAUUGAACAAUUGCUCGCUAUCUGGCGCAAUGCCAAAGGCAAGGAGAGGGAUGCGCUCCUUUGGGGAGAUGAGAUCGAGUAUUUGGUCGUUUGCUAUGAUCAAGACAGCCACAAGGUCCGAUUGUCGCUCCGCCAGGCAGACAUUCUAGCUGCGCUCGCCAACGAUGAGAAACUUCUGCAGCAAGGCGGCGGAGUACCUGACCUGCAAACCGGAGACGCCGACGCGAAGGAUAACCCUGCACCCGUCUUCCACCCCGAAUUUGGGAGGUUCAUGCUUGAAGCGACCCCUGGGAAGCCAUGGGGCAUUGGUUUCAAGGACCUGCUUGACGUUGAACCAAACAUGAAAUGGAGACGCACCAUAGCCAAGGAUCACAUGGCACAGACCGAGUUUCCGAUCACAUUGACGACAUUCCCUCGUCUUGGAUCGGCCGAUUGUAUCGUACCAUCAUAUCCUGUUUCAGGGCCCAAGCUACGAUCCCAGUUUGUUCCGGAUGAGAUUGCCAAUCCGCACAUUCGCUUUCCUACGCUAGCAGCAAACAUUCGUUGGCGCAGGGGCCGGAAGGUCGAAGUAAACGUUCCGGUUUUCAAGGAUGAGAGCACACCAUGGCCGUGGAAGGAUCCCACAGUCAACUAUGACAUGCACAACUGGCCUGAAGAUGAUGAUGUGCGCAAUGGUGCUGCCAAGGACAACUACAUCCAUAUGGACGCCAUGGCUUUUGGUAUGGGAAGCUGCUGUUUGCAGAUCACCUUCCAGGCAAAGAACAUCGAGGAGGGAAGGAAGAUGUACGAUCAGCUUAGCCCGAUAGCACCUAUCCUGCUAGCAUUGACGGCGGCAACACCAAUCUACAAGGGUUUCCUGGCCGAUACUGAUGUGCGAUGGAACCAAAUUAGUAGAGCGGUUGAUGAUCGCACACCAGAGGAACUUGGAGAGAAGCCGCUCAAGAACGACCGAUGGCGAUUACCCAAGUCGCGCUACGCAUCCAAUUCAACCUACAUCUCUCAGGAUCCUCGCUUGCGACCUGAGUAUCUCGACCCAGAUCUUAUCAUCGACACCGACAUCAAGCAGCGUCUAAUCGAAGGCGGCAUGGACGACCUCCUAGCGACACAUUUUGCUCACCUUUUUAUUCGUGACCCCAUUGUCGUUUUCGCCGAAGACCUUCAAGAGUUGGACCUCACCAAAGCUGAUCACUUUGAGAACCUGCAGUCAACCAACUGGCAGCACAUGCGCUUCAAGCCACCGCCAGCUGGAUCCGACAUGGGUUGGCGCGUUGAGUUCCGCCCAAUGGAGAUUCAAAUCACUGAUUUCGAGAACGCUGCAUUCUCGAUCUUCAUCGUGCUUCUAACCCGUGCUAUCCUCUCGUUCAAUCUCAACUUCUACAUUCCCAUCACAUUGGUUAGCGAGAACAUGGAGACAGCACACAUUCGCGAUGCUGUAUCAACGCAGAAGUUCUGGUUCCGAAAGAAUCCUUUCUCGACACACAAGCCCAGCGGAACGGGUACCUCCACACCUGCGGGGAAUGGCAGCCGUCCAGCAACACCCACUGGCCCUGUGGAAGACGAAUACGAGCAAAUGACCGUCAACGAGAUCAUCAACGGACAGACUACUUCGACUGGUGGCAAUGGCUUCCCUGGUCUUAUCCCGCUUGUUGAAUCCUACCUCAACAGCAUGAACGUUGACGUUGAAACGCGCUGCGAUCUCGCCACCUAUCUGGAUCUGAUCCGCAAGCGCGCUAAUGGUACAUACUGGACUGCGGCCAAGUGGAUUAGGUAUUUUGUCCAAACACACCCUGCGUACAAGAAAGAUAGCGCCGUUAGCGACGACAUUACGUAUGAUCUUGUCAAGGCUGCAGAGCAGAUUACGCGUGAAGAGGGCCGGGAUGGGUUGGGUAAGGAGAUGCUUGGAAAGCGACGUUGA